Messenger RNA from Protobothrops mucrosquamatus (brown spotted pit viper), 2739 nucleotides. RefSeq names its product neurofilament medium (gene NEFM). The coding region runs from base 1 to 2739 and encodes 912 amino acids. The transcript is spliced from 4 exons. Gene Ontology annotation, biological process: neurofilament bundle assembly. Gene Ontology annotation, molecular function: structural constituent of cytoskeleton. The record is from RefSeq and is a predicted model, not a curated record. Lineage: Eukaryota; Metazoa; Chordata; Lepidosauria; Squamata; Viperidae. Gene Ontology annotation, cellular component: axon; cytoplasm; intermediate filament.
AUGAGCUACUCGCUGGAGCCGCUAAGCAACCCCUCUUACCGGCGGGUGGCCGAGAGCCGGACCACCUUCAGCCGGGCCAGCGGGUCGCCCUCCAGCGGCUUCCGCUCUCAGUCCUGGUCUCGGAGCUCGCCCAGCCCGGCCUCGUCGACUUACAAGCGCAAUGUGGGGCCCGGGCGGACUUCCUACGGCUCGACGGUGCUGAGCUCCACCGACAGCCUUGAGCUGAGCCAGUCGUCGCUCUUCAACGGCGGCGGCGGCGGCCUUGGCGGCGCUGGCAGCGGCGGGGGGGGGACGGUGGAGCUGAAGCUGAGCCGCUCCAACGAGAAGGAGCAGCUGCAGGGCCUGAACGACCGCUUCGCCGGCUACAUCGAGAAGGUGCACUCGCUGGAGCAGCAGAACAAGGAGCUGGAGGUGGAGCUGGCCGCCCUGCGGCAGAAGCAGGUGGGCCGCUCGCAGCUGGGCGUCGCCCUGGAGCAGGAGCUGCGCGAGCUCCGCGGGGCCCUGGAGCAGGUCAACCACGAGAAGGCGGCGCUGCAGCUGGACUCGGAGCACCUGGAGGAGGACAUCCACCGCCUCAAGGAGCGCUUCGAGGACGAGGCGCGCCUCCGCGACGACGCCGACGCCAUCACCCGCGCCCUGCGCAAGGACAUGGAGGAGGCGUCCAUGGUGAAGGUCGAGCUGGACAAGAAGGUGCAGUCGCUGCUGGACGAGGUGGCCUUCCUGCGGGGCAACCACGAUGAAGAUGUGGCCGAUCUGCUGGCCCAGAUCCAGGCCUCGCACGUCUCCGUCGAGCGCAAGGACUACCUGAAGACCGACCUCUCGUCCGCCCUCAAGGAGAUCCGCUCCCAGCUCGAGUGCCACUCCGACCAGAACAUGCUCCAGGCCGAGGAGUGGUUCAAGUGCCGCUACUCCAAGCUCACCGAGGCCGCCGAGCAGAACAAGGAAGCCAUCCGCUCGGCCAAGGAAGAGAUCUCCGAGUACCGGCGGCAGCUCCAGGCCAAGAGCAUCGAGCUGGAGUCCGUCCGCGGCACGAAGGAGUCCUUGGAGCGCCAGCUGAACGACAUUGAGGAACGCCACAACCAGGAUCUCUCCAGUUACCAAGACACGAUCCAACAGCUUGAAAAUGAGCUGAGAGGUACGAAGUGGGAGAUGGCACGUCAUUUGAGGGAAUACCAAGAUCUCCUCAACGUCAAGAUGGCUCUUGACAUUGAAAUUGCUGCCUACAGGAAACUUCUUGAGGGUGAAGAAACAAGAUUCAGUGCCUUUUCUGGAAGCAUCGUUGGGCCAACAUUUACCCAUAGGCAACCUUCCAUCACAAUAUCAACUACCAAAAUACAGAAAUCAAAAGCUGAACCACCAAAACUAAAGGUCCAACACAAGUUUGUAGAAGAAAUCAUUGAAGAGACCAAAGUAGAAAAUGAGAAAACUGAACUGGAUGAAGCUCUUGAAGCCAUGGCUGAAGAACUGGCUGCUGAAACUCGAGCAGGUGAAGAAAAGGAGGAGGAAGUUCUAGAAGAGGAAAUUGUAGCAGUGGAAAAGGCUGAAGUCGCAGCUGCCAUCCCGGAAGAAGAAGAAGAAGAGGAAGAAGAAGAGGAAGGUGCAAAAUCUGACGAGGCAGAAGAAGGAUCAGAAAAAGAAGAAGAAAAAAGCGAAAAGGAAGAAGGUGAGGAAGAAGCAGAAGAAGAGGCAGGAGAAGCUGAGGAAGCUGAAGGUGAGGAAGUAGCAGAAGAGCCUGAAGGAGAUGUAGAAGAAGUCAUUGCACCAGAGAAGGUAGAAAAGAUGAAAACGUCUCCUCCCAAAUCACCCCCCAAAUCACCUGUGACUGAAGAAAGGAAAGAAGAUGGAGGUGGUGAUCAAGAGGGGGAGGUAGCAGAAGAGGAAGAAGGAACAGAGAAAGCUGGGACUCCAGAAAAAGCUGGACCUCCAGAGAAAGCUGGAACUCCAGAAAAAGCAGGGACUCCAGAAAAAGCAGGGACUCCAGAGAAAGCAGCCUCUCCAGAGAAGGCAGGAACUCCAGAGAAGGCUGCAUCUCCAGAAAAAGCAGGGACUCCAGAGAAGGCUGGAACUCCAGAGAAAGCAGGGACUCCAGAGAAGGCAGCCUCUCCAGAAAAAGCAGGGACUCCAGAGAAGGCAGCUUCUCCAGAGAAGGCAGGGACUCCAGAGAAGGCAGGGACUCCAGAGAAAGCUGCAUCUCCAGAGAAAGCAGGGACUCCAGAGAAGGCAGCCUCUCCAGAGAAGGCAGGGACUCCAGAUAAAGCUGCUUCUCCUGAAAAGCCAAGCUCCCCAGUGAAAGAUGUGGAAGAGGUUAUCUCCACCACAAAGGCUUCCACCGUUGGUGCAGAAAAAGAAUCAAAAGAGAAAAGUGAGAAAGCUUCCAAGGAAUCGACUAAAGAAGACAUAGCCGUCAAUGGGGAGGUUGACGAUAAGGGGGAGGAAGAAGAUGACUCCAAGCGAGAAGACGACAAAGGUAUCAUCACCAAUGGUCUGGAUGUGAGCCCUUCCGAGGAGGAGGAGAAGAAGGGGAAGAGUGAGGAGAAAGUCGUGGUGACGAAAAAAGUGGAGAAGGUCACCAGUGAAGGUGACGGGACCACCACCUACAUCACCAAGUCCGUAACCGUCACCCAGAAGACGGAAGACCAUGACGAUGCCGUGGCAGAGAAAGUGGUGUCCACCAAGACGGUGGAGAAGGUGACUUCUUCCCAUGCCGUAGUCAAAGAAAUCAAGGAAAACGGUGACUAA